Messenger RNA from Sorex fumeus (smoky shrew), 1182 nucleotides. It is a transcript of the gene APOE, whose product is annotated as apolipoprotein E. The transcript has 4 exons. The coding region runs from base 83 to 1051 and encodes 322 amino acids. NCBI's taxonomy places the organism in Eukaryota, Metazoa, Chordata, Mammalia, Eulipotyphla, Soricidae. The record is from RefSeq and is a predicted model, not a curated record. Gene Ontology annotation, molecular function: very-low-density lipoprotein particle receptor binding; amyloid-beta binding; lipid binding. Gene Ontology annotation, cellular component: intermediate-density lipoprotein particle; extracellular region. Gene Ontology annotation, biological process: cholesterol catabolic process; lipoprotein catabolic process; regulation of amyloid-beta clearance.
GAUCCCGGAGCGCUGCGGAUCCCCUGCGCAGGACCAGGACCCGGACCCCGCGGAGGCGAUUGACCAAUCGCAGACCGGGAAGAUGAAGGUUCUGUGGGCCGUGGUGGUGGUCGCGCUCCUGGCAGGAUGUCCAGCCCGCGUGGCGUCCGAUGCCGAGGAGGAGCUGGAGGCCCAGCUGGAGACAAGGAUGCCGCAGCAGAAGCCUGAGCUGGAGCGCUGGCAAGCCACUCAGCCCUGGGAGCAGGCCCUGGGCCGCGUCUGGGAUUACCUGCGCUGGGUGCAGACGCUCUCCGACCAGGUGCAGCAGGAGCUGCUCAGCUCCCAGGUCACCCAGGAGCUGUCGCAGCUGAGCGAGGAGACCAUGAGGGAAAUCAAGGCGUACAUGGCGGAGGUGGAGGCGCAGCUGGGCCCUGUGGCCGAGGAGACCAAGACCCGCGUGACCAAGGAGCUGCAGGCCGCGCAGGCCCGGCUGGAGACCGACAUGGAAGACGUGCGCAGCCGCCUGGGCCAGUACCGCACGGACGUGCAGUCCAUGCUGGGCCAGAGCACCGACGAGCUGCGCAACCGCCUGGCCUCGCACCUGCGCAAGCUGCGGAAGCGGCUCCUGCGUGACGCCGAGGACCUGCAGAAGCGCCUGGCCGUGUACCGCGCCGGCGCGCACGAGGGUGCGGAGCGCAGCGUGGGCGCCCUGCGCGAGCGCCUGGUGCCGCUGAUGGAGCAGGGCCGCCUGCGCGCCGCCUCCGUGGGCACCCUGGCCGGCCGGCCGCUGCAGGAGCGCGCCGACGCCUUCCGCCAGCAGCUGGCCGGGCGUCUGGAGGAGGUGGGCGGCCGCGCCCGAGACCGCCUGGACGAGCUGAACGAGCAGAUGCGGGAGGUGCGCGUGAAGAUGGAGCAGCAGGCCGAGGCCUUCCAGGCCCAGGUCAAGAGCUGGUUCGAGCCCCUGGUGCAGGACAUGCAGCGCCAGUGGGCCGGGCUGGUGGAGAAGGUGCAGCAGGCCAUCGGCAACCACCCGGCCGCGACCACCACCCCGGUGCCCAGCGAGAAUCAGUGAGCACCUCGCUGCUCCUGGGGGCCCCCCCCCACGCUGCCGGCCUUCCCCACCCCCAGCUGCCGGAGUCGCCCCGCCCUGGUCAUCCUCCCACCCCCAGGGGGCUCCCCUUAAUAAAGAUUCAGAAGCUUCCA